CACAUUUAUUGACUCCGUGCGGUGUCGCCCCCUCGCGAGCCAUCAGCCUAAGCUAGGCGAAAGCAAUGGCUCCCGUUGAGAGACAGACGCACUUCAUGCUGAUCUAAAUUGAAAGUACACACCCUUUAGAGGCCAAAGAUUGAGCUGUGGAGUCUAUUUUUGGGCCAACUUUCCUGUCGAUUCCUUUCUUCUUUUCAGCUUUCGUCGCGUACGACCGCAGGAGGACCUAAAAAUAAAAAAGUGUGGUUUUAAAUUUGAACAAGUGCAAACAUUAGUAACAAAAACAGUGGCGUAAGCAAAGAGGACAAAAUGAAGUGGUUUUUUUAUCGAACAGUGUUGAACUGACGAGUGUACUCGAGUGGUUUUUAAACUAAUCCAGUGGUUAUAUUUACGUUUUUUGUGGAGACUUGUCCUGUUUUGAAAACGGCAUGCCGUAGAAACGCUGCCAUAUUUUUCGACUGGAUAUGCGCGCGGAGUGAGCUAGGACGUACGCUCCGUGUGUUACGCAGCACUCCGCGAACGAAAAGUGUGCUGAUGGUGUAAGUGACGUACGUCCGGACUAAUCCCGUACUAAGAAUCUGUAAGUUUUGUACAGAGAGCCGAUUUUAGUUCGGCUUGUUGUUUCGUGGUCUCCGCCAUUUUGCAGUUGCGAUAGAAAGGUGAAAAUCUCGGGUAAAUGUAAGGUUUUCGAAUGUGGUUUUGAGAUUUAAGUGACGUGCAGUGGUGCUUUUAUGUGUCGUGAAGAAAACCCUUUAAUAAUGGAUCAGAUAUGACGCAUCCAAAUUUUCAAACUAACGGAGCUAGUUUAGAAGACUGCCACACUAAUUUCUUCGCCUUGACUGAGCUCUCCGGUAUCAAAUGGCGUAGGCUGGUAUGGAGCGAGACGGACAGGAACGGCGGCGGCGGUGGAGGCGGCGGCGUCGGCCACCACGGCGGCGGGGGCGGUACCGAACCGCUCGAGGAUCCGGUACUGAGGAGUUACGCGCGCUGCCUCGCCGCCGACAUCUUGUGCGUAUGGAGGCGAGUGUCGACGCCGCGUGCGGCCGACAUGUUCGAUCUGGGACCGCCGCCGCCCGCGCAACCGCCACCCUUGAGUUUGGCCGCCUCCAAGGAGCUGUGGAUCUUCUGGUACGGCGAGGAACCGGAUCUGAACGAACUGGUGGCGCCGGAAUUGAACACUUCUGACUGUGAACAAGGCUCCUGGGAAUCCGGCUUAUCGUACGAAUGUCGUUCGCUGCUAUUCAAAGCGCUGCACAAUCUCAUCGAGCGCUGCCUGCUGUCGCGCGACUUCAUCAGACUCGGCAAGUGGUUCGUGCAGCCGUGCGGCGCUCCGGUCAAACGUUCGGCCGGUCUGUUAGGCGGCGGUCACGCCAGCGAAGGUUCGUUCGGCAACGCGCAUCUCAGUUUUUCGUUCGCUUUUUUCGUGCACGGCGAGAGCAGCGUGUGCGCAUCGGUGGACGUCAGGCAACAUCCGCCCGUGAGGAAGCUGUCCAGGUGGCACGUGCAGCAGGCGCAGGCUAGCUCUGCGGGACUCAAAGUAAUCCUAGCCCCUUUCGGUCUUUCCGGAACUCUAACGGGCCACAGCUUCAAAUCACCCGAAGCCACGACUCGCCUGCUCGACGAUUGGAGUCAGUUCUACCCUUUGGACAAAAGCAACACCUUGACUGAUAGCAGCGUCGUGGAGGUGAUCGUACGCGGCGUAAAAAUGCCGUAUCCCUCUUGCUACGUACUUGUCACCGACAUGGACGAAGGUACCAACUCGGCGGUCCUCAACGGACUGCCGCCGGUCAGCCCCACCGAGGACCGGCAGGAAAAGAGGGCAGGCAGUCCGGUAGCGAUGGUACAGACGCCGCCCCCGAGUCCGGUUAAGAUCAGCAGUCGGGUGCCCCAACCUGGACCUUAUACGGUUUCUGUGGAACAUUUUAGUUCGAUGUCCAGAGAAUUAACGGCCGGUACAGUGUUGCCAGAACGAUCGUGGCAAGAGUGCAUUUUAGGUAAUAAUAGUCAGAAUAGUGGUCAGCAACAACAGCAACAAGACAAGGAAUUCAGUGGAAACUGGGAUUUUGUAGAACCGACGCGGAAAACCAAUUGUACCUGUUCAAAGUGUAGAAAGUCCGUAGGACCUCCUAGUGGUUCAAAUAAAUGGACGACUGGCAGUGGGACAUCUCCCCGGUCCAGCGGGAAGGCGGGCAGAGCGCGAGUGCCGUUUCACAGGCGCUCGCCCCUCUUACCACUACUCGCAUCCGAAAGAUGCGCCAGCGGCUCGUACACUCCCCAAGGUGGACCGCCGUCUUACCCGCGCACUCAAGAAUCUACGGCGAUACCAUCUGUGGGCACGCCGCCUUCCGUAGCACCAUCGCCGUUACCCAAUCCUCAUUCGCAGCCCGCUUCGGUCCCCCCGGGCGACCAAACGAUGCCGACGCUCUCACCGCACCCCCCCAACGACGAACCAUCGCCGGCCGAUAAGACCCACACGCCGGAUCAGCCCCCCAAGAGCAUGGAGAGCGCGGGGAACAGUCCCAACGCGCCGGGGAUGGCCGGUGAAAUCAAGAGCGAAACGCCGACCAGUAUGUCUAACUUGCCGGUGCUCAGGAAGCCGGUUCUGACUAGCAAAGAAUAUGAGGUGGCUCUCGGCGAAGAGGAACAACCGUUAGAGAUGCUCUACGAUUAUUCGACGAUGGACGCGUGGCUGAACCAUCCAGUGAAGAAAUUUAAACCCGACGGCAAAGAAAACCAGAGAUUAAAUAGGAUAGGAAAAACGGACAUUUAUGCAUUAUAUGACAAAAAUUAUAACGUUAACCAGACAAGCGAGGUUGUGAAUAAUAAUAAUAAGAAUCAACAGAUGAUGAUAAAACAGGAGAUAAAACAGGAACCUGGACAAAAUAUGGAAACCGACCCUCCGACUACCAACUCCCACCCGCACGGGGUGAAGAGGCCCGGUGAUCCAUACGAGUUCGAGGAAGACGGCGGCGGGGCGAAUUGCAACCUGGACGGCUUCAAAAGAGGCCAGGCCUGCGUAAAGGAGGAAAACAAGGAGGUGAAAAAGAUCACCACCGACAAUUUGUUCACCAGCGAGGGAUUACAACCCUCUUAUAAGGAUCUCGAUCAGAUAUUCGAUAAUUCCGAUGACGACGAAGGGCUACAAGUGCAAACCCCGCCUGGUUCCACGGCCGUCAACCAUCACGAAGACUCGAAGAGGUUUUCGGGUCAUGGGUGUCCCAAUAUGGGCAUCCUGGGUCAAGCAGAGCUGAGCAAAAUGUUUCCGACGCCGCCCAGCUUAGAGCACAACCCGAUAGCAUCGCCGUGCGGGCAAAUGGACCUACCGCCUCCGGAAUUCACCUCUGAUUUCGGUAUUGUGAGGGUGAAGCAGGAGAUCUACCCCAACAUGGGCAGUCCACAGGAGGAAAAUAUCGAAGAUUGGAGUUACGUGUUUAAACCGCCGCCGAUCUGCAAAAUGGUCGGCAGUAGCAAGUACGCCCCGUUGACGAACCUGCCCAGUCAAAAUCUGCCUACCGUCGUUUUACCAUCCAAUUUCACCUACAAACCGUCGUGGAUGCAGCACGUCGAAAAACAACAACCCGCAUUACAGCAACAACAAACCAACAAUAGCAGCAGUAGUAAUAAUAGUAGUCAUAUUAACAAUGCUUCCAGCAACAGCCAGAGCGCGGCCAGUAGCGCCGUGUCCAAUAGUCUUCAGCAGAACACGAACCUGUUUCCUCCUAGUCCGUUGCACGGCGGCGGCGCCGGACCGGGAGGCGGUUUCAGACCGCCGCCGCCGCCCUACGAGAUGGCCAGUCCGGCGACGUCGACGGCCAGCUCGUACCUUAACAAGAAUCUCAAUUCGGUGGAGGCGGCGCCGACGCCGACGCCCGGCAUAGCGCAAAGAACACCCGAGGCGUCCAGUCUCGUGCUCAACAUCUUGCUCACCGAUACUGCCUUCAACAUAUUCAGAGAUCACAAUUUCGACAGUUGCACGCUGUGCGUUUGUAACGCCGCCGGCAAGGUGGUGGGAAAUAUCAGGGGCGCAGACGCGGGCAUUUAUCUACUGAACACGCCGAACGACAAGCAACACGCAAGCGCACAACCCACCAGUCCUUAUCCUGGUAGUAACAUGGGUCAACCGCCGCCUUACGGUAACAUGAUGAACGACGAUCACCACUCCAACGACGAAGAUUCCAUCAGAUGCAGCUGCGGUUUCUCGGCGGUGGUGAACAGACGACUGGCGCACGGCAGCGGCCUUUUCUAUGAAGACGAGGUCGAAAUCACAGGUAUAGCGGAAGACCCCGGAGAAAAGAAAAAACCGUCGUUGCUCUCCUUCCUCGUCGCCAGCAAUUCCAUAAAACUGGAUCCGAACAUUGACAGAGACCAAAUCGACAUUCUACCGCACAGCCUUAUCGACCUGGUCAGAGAACAACUCGUCUUCGUACCAAACACCACCAAUUCCUUGUGCAGAGUGGGCGGCUACAUGAGAACCAAAGUCAACGUGCGCAACCACAACAUACACGUAUUAGAAUACUCCGACAGCCACGACGUCACCUGCAUAGCUCUGGAACAGAGCAAGAGCUUCCUGGACAAUCUCGGCAUGUGCAAGCUGGAAGAGAUAAAGCAUUCUAAAAGCUCACAAACGAUAGCCGUCCAUCGAUGGCCGUUCCUCAGAGCGACCGGUCCGCAAUGCAACCAAGACAUCGUCAGAGUGAUGAGGAACUUACAACCGUUGCUACAAGAAGCCAUCCAGAAGAAAUGUCAAACGAGGUUGUGGGAAGCCCCGUCUGCAGUCAAAGGACCGCUGACGUGGCGGCAGUUCCACCGAUUGGCCGGUAGAGGUACAGACGACAGAUGCGAACCGCAACCCAUACCGUCUAUCAUCGUCGGGCACGAUAAGGAUUGGUUGUCGCUGUCGCCGUACGCGUUGCAGCAUUGGGAAACUCUAUUGCUGGAACCUUAUUCGUACGCACGGGAUGUCGCUUACAUCGUGGUGGCUCCCGAUAACGAUGCUAUUUUACCAAGAGUGAGAACGUUUUUCAGGGAAUUGUCGACGGCUUACGAGAUGUGCAAGUUGGGCAGGCACAGUCCAAUUACUAAAGUACUUAGAGACGGGAUAUUGAGGGUGGGGAAGACGGCCAAAACGAAAAUCGGUAACGAACCAGUCGAGGAUUGGUUCACGCUGCUCGGAGAGGGGGAGACGACCGAUAUGCUGAAAUUGUACGCACAAGUCUGUAAACAUCACCUAGCACCCCAUCUACUACAAGUCCCGAUGGACAAGACUCUACUAGAUCCCCCGCAAGAAGCGAACACCGACCAACCCAUGCCUAGUCCCAUGCCGCCUCCCAGCACGCCUGAAAACGCCGGCAACCAAUCCUCGACUUCGUCCAGCACAGAUAAAGCUCCUACGCCCAAAAGUGACCAAGACGGAGACGGUUUGAAAGACACCUCGCCGAUAAGCAACGUCUCCGAUGCUGUACAGCACGACGACGAUGACCAAGAAGUACCUUCGGUGGUGGUUUACUUAGUGGAACCGUUCUCGCUGGGCUCCGAUCAACCGGAGCUCCAGAGAUUGGCCUGCUUGGCCUUGCUGAGAUGUUACCAGUCGGUUUUAUCCGCCGUGCCCGAAAAUAUCCGGAACAAUAUCAGCGUUCAAAUAAUCUCGUUGGAAAGCAUCGUCGAAUUGAACAAAGCCCGCAACAGGAACAGGCACAGCGAUCACAUGAGGGCGCUGGCGUUGAACAUUUUCUCGCAAUGCAGACGACUGUUGAUACACACGAACAAUGUCAAAUCGCUGACCGGAUUCGGAACGGCCGCCAUGGCCGAUCACUUUCUCAAAAGCAAAGACGAGAAAAAUCGCGCACCCUACAAACUUUACACGCCUCCGUACAUACUGGCGCCGAUGCGCGGCAAGCAAGAACCCGCGGACGCCUUCACCAAAGGCACCCAAGAACAAUCCUCCGUCCUCUAUCUAAGCUACUGCUUAUCCGAAGACCAAAGCUGGUUGAUGGCCGUCGCUACUGACGAAAAAGGUGAAAUUUUCGAAACGAUCACGAUCAACGUUGAUAUACCGAAUAGAAGCAGAAGGAAAAAGGCUUCUGCGAGAAGGAUAGGACUCGAGAAGUUGAUGAGUUUCAUUUUGGGAGUCAUGUCGCAGAACGUACGGCCCUGGAGGCUCGUUGUCGGCAGACUAGGAAGGAUAGGUCACGGCGAACUGAAAGGAUGGAGUUGGUUGCUGAGCCGCAAAAAUUUGCUCAAAGCGUCAAAACAUUUGAAGGAAAUUUGCAAUCAGUGCGCCAUGAUGUAUCCGAGUUCGGUGCCGUGCAUAUUGAGCGCUUGCUUGGUCAGUUUGGAACCGGACUCCGUGUUGAGGCUCAUGCCCGAUCAGUUUACACCGGACGAAAGGUUCAGUCAGGUAUCUGUCAACUCCCAGCUCUCUACCCCGCAAGACGUCAGUUGCACGCACAUCCUAGUCUUUCCCACCAGCGCGACCACCCAAUCGUCGCAGACCGCCUUCCAGGAGCAGCACAUCACCGCCGACUUGGGCGACGACGAACUGUUCAGCCCGUUCGAAGACAUGCCCGAGGGCAUGGACGGCGAAUUCAACGAUAUCUUCAAUUGGCCGGAGAUAGAGGGCAACGGGGGCGGCCAGAGUCCCACCGGCAGUCCCAGACGCGAGGAAUCGGGGACGGGGAGCCCCACGGGCGGCGCCAAUAUCGGCAGAGAUGGUACACAGAUGAUGGGAGGCAUGAGUUCAAAAGGCAUCGAACCUAGCGAGGAAGUGGGAGUGGUUUUGCAGCAACCUCUGGCGUUGGGCUUCUUCGUUUCGACGGCGCCCACCGGAAAGAUGCCUCGUUGGUUUUGGUCUUCGUGUCCUCAUCUAGAGGGUGUCUGUCCGGCCUUCCUCAAGAACGCGUUGCAUCUGCACAGUCCCAACGUCCAACAAAGUUCCGACGAUCUCUUUCAACAAUCCACAGUCACGUCGCAUCCGCUCGACUCCCAGUACACCACGGACGUCUUGAGGUACGUCCUUGAAGGAUACAACGCUCUUUCAUGGCUGGCGCUGGAUUCCAACACUAAAGAUCGUUUAUCUUGCUUGCCGGUCCACAUGCAAGUCUUAGUACAAUUGUAUAACACUGCAGCUGCGCUUCUGUAAACCACUGACCAAGUACUUAUUAUUUCUCUCGCUUUAAAAAAGUAUCCAAUAUCAGUUCAAAACAAAAAAGUAUUUCCUUUUGCGAAACUGUUUUCCGUCGCAUUUUGAGCGUCAAACGCCAAAUACGUCGACUGUCACGCGUCGAACGUCAAUUGUCGUACGUCAAACGUCAAAAUUUAGAAAGCUGGUUCGGCAAUGAAAAUUUUAUUAAAAAAAAUCAAUGUGACCUUAUGAACGAAUUUUAGAUAACAAGAAUACUCAAAAAACCGCGACGAGACAUAUAAAAUGAUAUUUUCUCAAUAAUAUGAUAAUUGUAAAUAUUUUAUCGCCUGUUACUUUAAAUGGAAAAAAUAAAUGUGGAGAAUCCUUUUUUACGUGUACAAAAAAGAAUUAUGAAAGAAUUGUGAUAUUUAGGGUGUUAAUUUUAUUAUUUUAUUUUUGUUUUUUGUUUUUUUAGUGAUGAUGACCUUAGAUUUUAAAAAUGAAUUAGUAUUGUGAAAAUAAUAAGUGGAAAAAUAGAUUAAAAAUGAAUAUAUACUGCCAGACAGUGUUCAGUGAUUUGCAGGAGUGCAAGCGAGCAUAAGGGAAAUACAGCGACGCGGCGGAAUUCCCCAAAAUUCCCGCUUUCCUCGCUGUACCACCGAAAACGAGUUGUGUUGUUACAUAUUAUUUUUUUUUGUUUGUUGUUAGGUUUUCAUUUUUUUUUACAAUUUUAAAACUUGUAUAAAGGCGUGUACAUUUUUGUACAAGAAAUAAUUUAUUUUUCUGUUACAUGUGUUGUAUAUAAUAAUGAAUGAUAAAAGAAAAGCAAGAUUAAAGAAAAAAGAGAUGUACAAAAGCAAAUCGAGACAAUUUAUAGACUGAGCAAGCAAAAUUUUUUGCGAAGGUAAACCUAUCAAGAUUUUUUUUCAUAUAUGUUUCGAAUAGGCUUAAAAUGAGUCGAAAUGGUAAUAGAAAUUCGUACGAUUUAAGUUAUUUACGGAAGUUUUUAUCUUUCAGUUGUUAAAUGUCAUCUUUCAAAUGUCAGAUGUCUUCUUUCAGCUAUCUAAUGUUACCUUUCAAAUGUCAGAUGUUUCUUUUCUGCAGUGGGAUUCUCAUCUUUCAAUACUGUAUAUGUCGAGACGCCUAUCUUCAUUCAACAGACUGAUACUUAUGUAAUGUCUCUCUCUCCAUUCAACAUGUAACGUGUUGAGUUUGCACAUAAGUAUCCCUCUUUUCAGAUGGCCCCUUUCAGCUGUCUAAUGCCACUUUUCAAAUUUUAGAUGUCUUCUUUUAGUUGUCCAAUGUUACCUUUCAUUCCUUUAUUUGAAGUCCGACAAAUAUCGUCCUAUAUUUCAAAUGUAUGUAAAAAUUCGUACAAUUUUAGUUAUGUACAGUUGUUUGAACCUUUCAGUUGUCAAAUGUCACCUUUCAAAUUUCUUUUAAGCUGUCAAAUGUCGCCUUUUAUUCCUUAAUUAAAAGACUUAUACUCUAAAUGUAUGUAAAAUCAUCUUUUGCCUGUCAAAUGUCGUAUUUUGUAUUUUCUAGUGUCUACUUUUGGGACUUGAUAACAUCAUGAUAGACACUGUAAUUUUGUACAGUUACACAUUCUGUCAAUUUUUUAAAUUAAGUUACAAUUGUCAAAUUUGGUAUCACUUUAACCGUUUUAAAGCGAUGAACCAGUUAACACUUUGGUUACACCCUUGGUUAACCUUAAAAUCACGUGACUAAAGCCAUAAAAAGAUGACCGCUUAUUGUAACGUAUUAACGUUAAAUCGUUUUUAAGGAUUUUGACAUGAAAUUUUGACAUUUAAUUUCUAGGUUAAUUUUUAUUGAUUCUCUUCGAGCAUCUCGAAGUUGACUCUAAAGUGGAAAUUAAGGAAAAUUCGUAGAAAUUUUUUAUUAGUGAGAUUUUCCCUUGGAUAUAACAAAUUUAAUUCACUACCUUGUUAGUUAUGGCACCAAAAAUAUUUAUAUUUGUGUAGACUGGAUGUUAGAAUUUAAUAAGGAACAGUUUUACAUGACUUUAUGGCGUCAGAAGCAUUUGAUUAUUUUCGUAGGUAUUUCUAUAUACUUAAAUAAAAGUGUAAUGUAAUUUGCAAUUUAUUUUGACUGAGCGAAUUCUAUAAUCUAACCAAAAACCACUAACUCUAUGUCACUUCCACUUGUCAUUAUAAAACCCACGUCUGGACUCGGGUAUUUACCGGUUAUAAUUAAUGACGUUUCAAAGGGUUUAAAUAUGACGUUAUAGAAAGUAAUUAAGGAUAACCAACAUCGCUUUAAUUAAAACGGUAAAUACCGAAAAUUUAUCGGUUGAUCGCUUUAAAAUGGUUUAGGUUAAAUGGCAGUUUUGCCAUUAUAUUUCAUCCGUCACCUGUCAUCUUUUCAAUAAUUUUUCGACAAUCCAUCUCGGGGUACAGUUUAAUGGAUACCCGUACAGGUGCUCUAAAAUUGAUACAUUUUAUGUGCUUAAUUACAAUAAAAUUAUUUGUCUCUUCCCUCCUAUGUUUAAGUCUCCCAUAACUGACAGUUCCCUAUUAUACCUUCUUUGACGUUUCGUCUAUCAACUUACAUUUCAUCUGUCGUAUUCCACUUGUCAUCUGUCACUUGUCACAUUUCAUCUAUUACUUAUCACAUCUGUCACAUUUCAUCCGUUAACUUUUACCCUUUUGAAAUGGCGUAAAUCGUGAUAAUUUCUGUUUCUGUUUGGACUUUAUUUCUGUUGAAUACAGCAAUAUAAUCAAAGUUUUGCGUAAAUAUUCUAAGACUUUGCCAAAGAGACGGGAAGGGCGUACUACUGCUGUUACUUGAUGGUGUGUGUGAAGGCAUUGUGGAUAACCGAAACUAAAAAAUAUAAGAGAUACUUAUAUCGCCAAUGAACUUAGAACAAUUUGUAAAUAAGAAAAAAAAAUACAGGAUGAAACAAAAUUAUUCAAUUUUUUUUGUCGUUUUUAUCGAUAUGCCGCUUGGAAUUUCAGAAACUGUAAAAAAAGUUGUUAAUUGAAUAUUUAUUGAGCGAUAGCGCAAUUUUGACAACUCUAAAAUAUUCUAAAUAGUCCGAGUUUUCUGAAAUUGAAGCGGAACGCAAUUUAAAACGAUAAAACGUAGAGGCUAGUAAACAAAUUUUAAAUAACCAAAAUGUACGUAUUUAAAUGUUUAAACACUAACCUUUUAAAUGUAUUUUAAGAGAGAUUACUGGGGCCAAAAAAAACUGUUUAAAAAACGUAUCUUAUUAUUGGGUUGCCUCAGAUUAAAACUUAAAGCAAGAAGUAGAAGAAGAAAAACAAAUGCAUGAUCUUAAAUUUAAAAAAACGCGGGAAAAGUGAUUUUUGCUCGUUUUAAUUCUUCCAAAACGGAAAGUUGUGUCUUACAAUGUUAUGUGAUUCUUUUUUUUUUACUAGUUGUUAGGUAUAUUUUUGAGAUUUAUUUUGCUCUUUAUAGCUGUCAAUUAUGAUAAAUGGCAGCUGUUAAUUGUGACACAUGGCUACUGACGCCUGCAGCAUCUUAUUAAAUACGUAAUUUAACUUUUACGAAACGAUAAAUCUCGAAAAUAUACCGGACAGCUCGAAAAGUUGUCUUUUGGUUGUCGCAGAUCUCAAAAUUUCUGUCUUUUCUUAUUCAUGUGUUUCAUUUUCAUUGGAAAAAAUCAUUGAUAGUAAUGAUUUUUUUUUUAUAUAAAUUGUGAAAUUAACAGUAUUUCGUCAUCUUCAUUCUUCUCAAAUACAGGGUUGGUCAUUUGUGAGUGUUCUCUUUUUUUAUAUAUAUAUAUAUAUUUAAAGGAGGAAGUUGAAUUAUUUUAACGUUUGGUUUGGAUUCUGUUCAAAGUGAAAUUUAAGAGAAUGCGCACACGAUGACUCGCCCCGUAUGUUUAGUUGCGUCAAGUGAAUAGUUUAUUACUUAUUACUUGCCUUCAUGAUUGUAUUUAUACACUUAUUUAAAAACUACAUAUUAUAUAUAUUUUUACUGAAUUUAACAGGUUUAGGACUGUUAAAAUUGUUCAGACAAAGAGCUAGAGAGAGAGAGAGAGUCGACGUUCAAAAAAAGUAAAAAAGGACGUUUCUUUUUUUUUUUUGUAAAUAAUAGUUACUGUUGUAAGAAUAUGUCAAUUUUAGGGAAUUGGGAAUAUAGUUAAACAAAUUUGUACAUAUUUUAUUG
This is a messenger RNA of Psylliodes chrysocephalus, 11272 nucleotides long. The record is from the annotation of a GenBank genome assembly. NCBI's taxonomy places the organism in Eukaryota, Metazoa, Arthropoda, Insecta, Coleoptera, Chrysomelidae.